Molecule: messenger RNA, 7248 nt
Organism: Clarias gariepinus (North African catfish)
Lineage: Eukaryota; Metazoa; Chordata; Actinopteri; Siluriformes; Clariidae
Gene: pax5
Product: paired box 5
Exons: 11
Coding region: 926-2176 (416 amino acids)
Biological process (GO): regulation of transcription by RNA polymerase II; anatomical structure development
Molecular function (GO): RNA polymerase II cis-regulatory region sequence-specific DNA binding; DNA-binding transcription factor activity, RNA polymerase II-specific
Source: RefSeq, a predicted model, not a curated record
GCGCUGUCCACACGAGAGCGGGUUCUGGAACGCGCCGCUCACGCACACACACACGCACUCAGUCUUUUAAAACGGAAGGACGUUGAAUUAUAUUAUUUUAUUUUUUAAUGCAGAAUUCCUUUACCAACCAGCCUGAGGAGGGUAUUGAUUCGUAUUUACGCUGCAAUCGCAAAACUUAACAAUUUGACUAUUAAUAAUAUAAUUAUACAUUUUUAUAUACAUCUUCGUCCGGGACAAGAAGGUCGGAGCGCUCGCUCGUGCCAUGGCGCGUCACAAAAAGCGCGCGUUAUAUGUGUAAGAUGCGGCGUUUCGGUGCUCACGUGCAGACGCUCGCGCUGUCGGAGUUCCUGAGAGCGGCUUCUAUAGAAACUCGAUCUGAUGGGACGCUUGGAGUUCAAGAAACCAACACGGGACUGACGGAAGGAAGAAAUGCUCCGGUUUUGAAGGUGUAAAAAUAAAAACGGGAUUUUACGAUUUACAUCAUGGCUGAUUUUUCUUGACCGGUGCAUGCAUGCUUCCUGCUCGGAUUGUUUCAUCCACAAGGGUUUAUUGCACAACCACAACUACAACCAGAACCACGGACCUUCCUUAUGCAUUCGACCAGACAUUACUGUUGAGCUUAUUGUUGGCUGUAAUAUGAUGAUUUUUUCCUUUUUCAAGAAUUUUUCUGAAGAUCAAAUAACCACUUUUUUUUCUCUCUCUCCUUGGGGCGUCAUUUAAUUAACUCUUUGGCUGUUUUCAAGUUCCAUUUUUUAUUUUUAUGUUUAAAUUGAAAGUGUUGAAGAACCGACUGAACGGACUGAACAUUUCAAAUAAUAAUAAUAAUAAAAUAAUAAUUUAAAAAUCAAUCCAUUUUUUUUUGGUUUUGAACGUCACAUCGUUCACGUCGUUUAACGCGCCUGGAAGUGGCCGUGACCUCUGACCUAUGGAAAUUCACUGCAAGCACGACCCGUUCGCCGCGAUGCACCGGCACGGAGGGGUGAACCAGCUCGGAGGGGUGUUUGUAAACGGGAGGCCGCUGCCCGAUGUGGUAAGGCAGAGAAUUGUAGAGCUGGCUCACCAAGGCGUACGACCAUGUGAUAUUUCCCGCCAGCUUCGCGUCAGCCACGGCUGCGUCAGCAAGAUCCUGGGCAGGUACUAUGAGACGGGCAGCAUCAGGCCAGGCGUGAUCGGAGGAUCCAAACCAAAGGUUGCUACACCCAAAGUCGUCGACAAAAUCGCCGAUUACAAACGCCAAAACCCCACCAUGUUUGCCUGGGAGAUACGAGACCGACUACUGGCCGAGAGAGUGUGCGACAACGACAGCGUUCCCAGCGUCAGCUCAAUCAACAGGAUCAUUCGCACUAAAGUCCAGCAGCAGCCUGGCCAAUCAGGAAGCGUCUCUGCGCAUAAUUUAGUGUCCACCGUGGCGGUGACCCAGGUCUCGGCGGUAACCAGCGAAGCCGCAGGCUCGUCUUACUCCAUCAGCGGAAUUCUGGGAAUCAGCUCGGCGGCUGACGCUAGCAAGAGGAAGAGAGAUGAAAAUCUUCAGGACUCUUCGUUGGCGAAUGGCCACGCCCACCCAGGGCGGGACUUCCUGCGCAAGCAGAUGCGGGGAGAGCUUUUCACGCCGCAGCAGCUCGAGGUACUGGAGUGCGUGUUCGAUCCUGACAUUUUCCCCACCCCUGACACCAACAAGCCCGCCCAGACGGCUGAUUACUCGGCGAUGGCGUCUCUCGCUGGAGGACUAGAAGAGAUGAAGACCAGCCUGGCCAAUCAGACGGCGGCGGAUUUAGGCCCGAGCGUAGCGGGACCUCAGAGUUACCCGCUCGUGUCAGGUCGUGAUCUAGGCAGCACCACGCUUCCAGGUUACCCUCCUCACGUUCCCCCAGCUGGCCAGGGCAGCUACUCAACCCCGUCGCUCACAGGAAUGGUGCCCGGGGGCGAGUUCUCGGGCAGUCCUUAUUCCCACCCGCAGUACUCCACGUACAAUGAGUCAUGGAGGUUCGCCAACCCGAGUCUGUUGGUGUUCCAGCAGGAGUAUGGUUCUCUUCUAGGCUCAGAAAGAGCAGCUUCUUCAGGCCUUUUUCCCAGCCAGACCACACAGCCUGCAGGAUCUCCGUAUUACUACGGUGCAGCCACACGGGGUUCAGGACCUGCAGCUACAGCCACGGCCAGCGCCUACGACCGCCACUGAGAGCAGGGGGAAAAAAGAAGAGAAGGAAAGAGAGAAAGGAGAGCUACAUGGACUGAAGGAGAGGAAAGACAUUCGAAGAAAGAAAGAGAGAGAGAGAAAGAGAAGACUACAUCUGAAGCUUGGGUCCUUUUGCUUGUGCAGCCAUGCUGGUCCACACACACUCCACUCAUACACACCAUAAUCACCAGGAUCUCCACUAGUACAUUAGUAUUUUAAUCCCAUUACACUAGCUAGCACCUGUUUCUAAUUCUAGCAUCAAAUUAAUGAAACUGAGACGUAGACGACGAAUCAAAGCGAAUGAACUGCACAGAAUUGUCUUAUUUAUAAAAGGCGGAGCGUGGAAGCUCCUCCUCUCUUUCUCCGUGUAGAUAAAUGCUCUUUACUCGUGUACAAACAGCCCUGUACGUUAGUCAGAUUUAAAGCUAUUUAUGAUGGAGACAGAGUAAUAUAUAUAAAAUUAAAAAAACAACAAAUGUAUGUGUUAAAGUUUACCGCGGAUACAGGCGUCCAGGAGGAGACGCAUUUUAAAUCAUUUCAGCGUUGGGGGCAGUAAGAUUCCAGUGAUCCUAUAAGAGAAAUCCGGAGAACUUUUGUCAAAAAAAAAAAAAAAGCACAGUCAUUUUUAUGAAGCUGUUUCUGGAUAUAAGCCACCGUCAUUGGCUGAAAUAAAAGGCUUUGUAGGUAAUUAGGUAGCAUUACUUCUCUUAGUUUGUUUUUGUUUAUUUUUUAAAAACUGUAAUGAGGCUGUGAUGGUCUUAUGGCUUAUUUCAUCGCGAUGCGGAUAAGUAGGAAUAAGCCCUGGCCCGUGAAGGAACAGGAAGUUGAUAAGUGUUGAUAAGUCUAAGGUACGAAAUCUAAUCCUGUAGCACUUGUUAUAUUAAAACGUACGCUCGUCUUAUUAAUUAAACAAAACCAUGUUCCCCAUUAAGAGGGAACCCUGACAAUGACAAGCCUUCGUACCCGGAAAAAGCUUUUUUCCUGUUUUUCCUCCCCCCCGGAGAACGUGCUGUCAGUCUCCUGAACCUCCCCAGAGAUCCGCUUCACGACAGUAAGCACAGAGACAAAUCAUUCAGCGUUUUAUGUUCUUCCCUCUCUCUCUCUCUCUCUCUCUCUUUCUCUUUCGCGCUUUUCCCCCCUCUCCGAGUGCUCGUUCUUUCGUUCUGCGCCGAGACAAUGCAUGAAUACCGUGGUGAAGGCCUUAGCGGACUCAAACGCAACCUGUACAUAGCGCCAUCGCGACAAAAAAAAACAAAACGUCCCCAUCGAAGAUGUUAUGGUACGGCGAUCGUUUUACUGCCACGCAAGCUUUUUUGGAUCCCAGUAUUCGUCUAUAUCUAACUUUAGAUUCUAGUCCAUGAGGAAAGAACCGUGUUCUUUAUUUAGCUAUCGUUCGUGGUGCGUGUGUGUGUGUGUGUGUUUUUUUUUGUUUUCUUUAUUUCCUUCUCGUUUUUUGGAUACGCCGUGGAUUUCCGAGUAGCUUUUUAACGAGUUGAGAACAUUUCAGUAGGUUUAGUAGUCACGAACACCAAAACUUUUGACGUGAAAUGUGGAAAAAAAGAAUACUAUAUCUAUGAAUAUACAAUAUAUAUAAAUAUAUAUAAAGACUGAUAGUUUUGACUUUUUUAUGUUCCUGAACUGUAACGUAGCAUUAGAAAUACCUUCCUUUGUAAACCUUAAGUUGCGCGUGACGCAACUCUAAAGAAACCCUUGAUGCCGCUCGCCACGACGUUCCCGGCGACCUUUGAACCUUUUUAGGCAUUACGAGGCAUUAUGAACCUGAAGUACACCAGCUGUAAAAAAUCGAGGACAGUGCCUUUACUUUUUCUAUCGAGUCAUCCCGAAUGACCACGCGUCACUAAAAUACGAACACAAGGUCAUAGGACCCCGCCAAUCACCAGAUCCAGCAGUGCCACCUGACCGACCGGACGUGUGUUUCAGGCUGAAGGAAACGAAUGCAGAUCUUUUAAAUCAGAGAGACACAUUAAUCAAUCAAUGAAUCAAUAAAUCAAUCAAUGAAUCAAUCACCCGAACACACGGAUUAAACCAAACGAACCAGGGCAGGUAGAAAUGUCUAGCGUCCUAUAACACUGUGGUGUUUUCACGAAAAAAACCUGGACAAAUUCGAAGUAGCUAUUUUGUUGACUUUUAUAUAUAAUAAGUAACUUUGGACCGGAACGUGUCCUUGUAAUUGAACCUUUUGGUAACAUGAAUUCUUACGAUUUUAGGAAUUUCAGCGAGAUGUUUUCCAGACGUCGCUUGAUUUCAUUAUGCGGACAGGUAGUGUAUAAAGUUAACCCCGCCCCCUUUCUGCAAACUGAAUCACGUCGGUUGUCUUAUGAAGUAAGACAAAAAAUAGAUGAAAAAAUUGCGAGAAUUUGUGCAAGAGAUGGUGAUGAUGUAUUUAGUUUUUUUGUAUCGACGUCGGUUUCGGGACUGAAUGGAAUGAAGAAAAUGAAAUGUACGGAAUUUUUUUAAACCUUUGUAACCUUUGUAAUGUGUAAUCAAUUCAUACAAUUUAAUUUUAAAUACUCCUUACACAUGACACAAAACUAAAUCCAUUGCCUUAAACACGGCGUUCUUGCGUAAUAACCGUCCCUCUGACCGUAGACGCGUUGCCUUGCCAUCAGUUUGAUCCCACUGCUUAAACCCGGGGAUCCUCCCAGUGCUCCCAUUGGCUCAGAGGACGAUGAUUGACAGUUCUGGCGCUGAACAGUAACACAAAGCCGGCUUUAACCGGUAUGGUUCCUGCCCUUCCCGUCAGCCCCUUUCAAACACGUACUGUACACACAUGUAGUCCUUUUGUCCUCUGGUGGGUUGUGAACACGCACCCCUCCCCAUCCCUCCCUCCCCACGGGGACGCUCUAAACCUGCUGUGCCAUCAAAACCCGACGUCCACAUUCUCGCCUUCUCUCCAUUCCUCUUUUUCCUCUUAAUCUCAUCAGUCCCUCCUAACCCACUUCUUCAGGAUUAAACCUAUUACAACUAUUGGAUUUGUUGCAAAUCGAUCAGUUUUUCCUGAAGAGAGAGAACGAUUUCGGGAUGAGACGAUAAUUUCAUCACUUCUCAGAAGGGAAUCUCUUUCCAUAUUGCAUGCAGCACUUCUUUUGAGCACAGCAUUAUUGUCAUGUCAUAUCUUAUGUCAUGUCAUAUCUUAAUACUUUACCCAUGAUGUGUGUCUAAAGAUAGAGUGAUGCGGCGGUUGCGGCGGUGCCGUCUCGUGGGUCACUAACUAGCCUGCGACCGAGUCGUGUAGCUGCAUUGCAUUCUGGGUCCAACGUUUACAUCGCGGCUUCUACAUUGGUUUGUUUUUUAUUAAUACGAUGUCGAACGUUGUAAGAGUAAGUUCAUGGGAACCAUUAAGCAGCAAUUAAGCUCUGUCGUAAAGACAACAAGGUGACUUCAGGGUGGCGUGUGAACGCUAACUUCUCUUGAAGAUUGGUGGCUGAAUCACAAAACACUCAUUUAAAGUGUUUCAAGGUGGAGUUUAAUCAUUUAAAGCUUGAACUAGCAUGAAAUGAUGACGUGAAGUUUUCAUACAACCUUUUUUUGUGAAAAAAGUGGGAUUUGCAUGUCCCAUGUUGAAGCGCGGCUACAGAAAUCCCUUCCCUCCUUUACAUCAGGUUUGUCGCGAGGUUUGGAUUCUGGAAGUCAAACUCAGCAAACCGGGAGCAAACUUUCGUCAAAGAUUCGACUAGUAUCCCAUAAUCCCAUGCAGAAUCCAUAAAAAAAGAGGGCUUGGGUUUUUUAAAAAUAAAAACAAAUGUAUAAAAACCUUUUCUACCCAGUCUAACAAUUUCACGCUGUCGCUAAUCAGUUUAUAAGGCUUCCUGGCAAAAUAACCCGACUAAAAUCGACUGACCUUAUCGUGGCCUUCUGUGUACAAUCCGAAGUUUCAUCUGUAAUUAUCUUAAUUUCCUAAUAGACCCUCCUUUCUCCUUUCCUGUUGGAUUGAUACAAAAUUUUUGUACUGAUUUUUUGAAAUAAAUAAUAAUAAUAAUAAAAAAAAAUCUUAAUAAAGACUCACGAUGGGAGACGCUCUGAAAGCAUGGCAAUCGGUUCGAAACAACAUGAAAUUUAAAACAAACAACCCUCAGUGUAGAAACAUAUCUGUAGCGCCCACCAAAGCUAGAGAUACCCAUUUAAACAAAAAGAGAGAGAAAAGAUAAGAAAAGAAAAAUUGACAUCCCAUCAUAAUAUGAAGGAAUUUGAAACUAAGAAUCGCUUCAUUAAGAAAUGUGUAUGUUUUUUAUUGAAUUUUCUAGUAGUUACGAAGAACAAAUCUGUUUUGUUUGUUUGUUUUGUUUAGUUUUUUUCCCCUCUGCGUGCUGUGUGUCGUCUUAAUAUUUGAAUGUAUUUACUGCGGUACAAAAUUUGCCAAAGAUAUCAUAUCACGUGUUUUGUUGUUAAUUCUUUAUGCUUCUAAGUUUUUUUUGUUUUUUUCAAGUCAGGCCAUGAACUGGAAAUAAUUGUUACUGAUUAUAUGUUUUUUUGUUUGUUCGUUCGUUUGUUUGUUUGUUUGAAAUGAGUUUGGUAUUGCUAAUGUUAUGAUUAUUCUAAUUAUUCGAAGAUUCAGGGUUAUUUUAUGUUCGAUUUAAAUUCUCUGGCAUUCGUCCUGAGCCCUGAAAUCAGUCCAGGGUUAAAUAGGCUACUACGUGUACGUGCAGACGAGUGAGUGUUUGUUUGUGCAUUAUCGAUUUAUGUACCUGUAAUGUGAAAUGAAAAAGUAAUUAUUUGUAAAUAUUUGACAUAAUUUUAUUGGUUCAUCGGAAUAAAGGUAAUUUUUUUAAGUUCACAAGUUCAUGCAUUUUGCUUGUACAGUUUCUCUGUAGUGAUAUUUAUUCCUGCAUUUUUUUGUUUUUGUGAAAUACCAAGUGGAUGUAUGAAUGGAUGAGUUUUAGCUACGAUAUUUAGCUACAACGAUAAAGAGGAUAAAGUUACCUAACGAGAUUCUGUAAAGUGCAAAUUGCAGGGAGUAAAUGAAACAAGCAGGAAAACAAAAAUGUACUUACAUUUUUUUUCAAAAUUAUUUUAAAAACCAUCAUUGCAAAUGGAAAGUAAUUAAAGAAAACUUA